CGAGGUUGGACGAAAUGUUUUGAGUUGCGUCGUCAUGCCUCGUACCCGCCGUGCACUGCCUUUGUCGCCAGCUUUUAUCAUCGACCUCCAACUUCAGAAACGCCGAGUGAAAUUAUAAAGCUAUAGACCAACAUUCAAAGCAAAAAUAGUCAUGGCUUCGCGCUUGAGUUCCAAAUCAGCCCGAAAGUGCAAUUUUUUCCCCCCCAAAAAAUCAAAACCCAGAGCCCACCCGAGCUUUGAUAUCUCCAGAAAUUCUCAAGAAAAUCUCAGGAAUAGUGAGGGAAUCGCGGCCACGGCCCACUCACAAACUACCAGUGCAGAAAUGACUAAUAGUGUAUAUACAAUCCUGACAAUUGAUCGUUGGGAGUCGUUGAAUUUUAUGAAAUAUAAAACAGCAAAAUUGAGGCCAGUUCAUGGGAGGCUAGCUUUGAAAUUCUUGAAGUGGGUUGUGAAGCAGCCAGGUUUGGAGCUUAAUCACAUAACUCACUUGUACUGUAUCACAACCCAUAUUCUUGUCAGAGCACGAAUGUACGAUUGCGCUAAAUCGAUAUUGUACCAUUUGUGUGAAAUGGGUUUGGGAUCAAGUUCUAUUUUCAGUGCCCUCAUGGAUACAUAUCCUCUGUGCAAUUCAAACCCUGCUGUUUUUGACCUGCUAAUCAGGGUUUAUGUAAGAAAUGGCGCAAUUAGUGAUGCUAUAGAGACUUUUCGUUUGAUGGGUUUUAGGGCUUUUAAACCUUCGGUGUAUACUUGUAAUAUGAUACUGACGGCUACUGCAAAGGUGGGCAGGUUUGAGCCCGUGUGGUCAUUCUUUGGUGAAAUUCUUGCAAAAGGCAUUUGCCCGAAUGUUGCAACAUUUAACAUACUUUUGAACGUGCUUUGUGCGGAUGGGAAACUGAAAAAGGCAAGUUAUUUGCUGAGGAAAAUGGAGGAGAGUGGCUAUGCUCCUAACGUGGUGACUUACAACACGGUACUCAAUUGGUAUUGCAAGAAGGGCAGAUAUAAAGAAGCUAUUCAGAUGUUGGAUCGCAUGAACUGCCGCGGUAUUGAGGCUGAUGUGUUUACGUAUAAUGUACUCGUGGAUGAUUUAUGCAAGAAUAAUCAAAGCUCAAAAGGGUAUUUACUCUUGAAAAAGAUGCACGAGAGGAAGAUAGUUCCGAAUGUAGUCACCUAUAAUACUCUGGUAAGUGGUUUUGUCAAAGAAGGGAAAAUUGCAGUUGCUGGGAAACUUUUUGAUGAAAUGUCUAAGGUUAAUAUAUUGCCGGAUUGCAUUACUUACAAUGUGCUGAUUGAUGGGCAUUGUUGUUCAGGCAAUUUUGUGGAAGCUUUUGAAUUUCUGAAUAAAAUGGAAGCUAGGGGAUUAAGGCCUAAUGAGGUUACUUACGGAACUCUUUUACAUGGACUAUGCAAGCACGACAAGUUAGAUUGGGCGAAUAGUUUACUUGCGAGAAUAAAGAUGGAUGAUGUUAGUGUGAAUUCUUUAAUGUAUACUAUGCUAAUAGAUGGAGUAGGCAGAAAUGGGAUGCUGGUAGAAGCCAUGAAGUUGGCUGAUGAAAUGUGUAAGGAUAAUGUGAAUCCUGACAUUGUUACUUAUUCCGUUCUUGUGAAUAGGUUUUGUAGAGCUGGAAAGAUGCAAUGUACAAAGGAAGUCAUGUGUAAAUUAUUUAAAUCCGGUAUAAAACCGAACAAAAUCGUAUAUUCUACGUUAAUUUACAAUUUGAGCAGACAGGGAGAUAUAAAUGAAGCAAUCAGAAUUUAUACAGUCAUGCUUCGUAGUGGAUUUUCUGCAGACCUUUUCGUUUGUAACAUGUUGAUAUCUACACUGUGCAAAAAUGGGAACAUGAUUGAGGCAGAAGUUUUUCUGCAUCACAUCCAUAGAACUGGUCUUACUCCAAAUUCUAGCACCUUUGAUGCUAUUAUUGGUGGAUGUGGAAAAUCAGGAGACGGGUUGAAAGCAGUUAAGUUGAUUGAUGAAAUGGUUAAAUUUGGUUUUCAGCUCAAUUCAUUCACGUACGAGAGUCUGUUGAGAGGACUGUGCAGAGGAGGAAAUCUAAAGGAGGCACUGGAAUUGUUUUAUAAACUUCAAAACACUCCUUAUGCUGUGAACACAGUCGUUUUGACAACAAUUUUCUCUGAGAUAUGUAAACAUGGUGAUUUCAAGUUAGCACUAGUUCUUUUAGAGCAGAUGGUUCAAGCUGGUCUGUUUCCUGAUAGCUAUACAUACGAUUGUCUCAUCUCUGGUUUAUGUAGAAAUCAAAGGGUUACCACAGCCAUUCUUUUACUCCAACGUGCAUUGCAAAGAGAAAUUAUUUCUCCAAAUGAGUUUAUGUAUUCCAGCAUCAUAAACGGGCUCGUCAAGAUUGGCCAAGCACAAGCUGCAAUUUACUUCUUUGACGAUUUGUUGAUGAGUGGUCUGAAUCCCGACAUAGUUACCCUUAAUGCAGUUAUUUAUGCGUGCUCGAGAGUAGGUAAACUGGAUAAGCUGAAAGAAAUCUUCAGAAUGAUGGAAAAUCGAAAUUUAUCCCCCAAUUUGACUACGUAUAACAUUCUCUUACAUGGGCAGUCAGCACGAAAGGACAUUGCGAGUUCCUUGGCAUUGUACAAAACCAUCUUGAGAGAAGGCCUUGUUCCAGAUAAAUUCACCUUUCAUUCUCUAAUGCUUGGGUUGUGUAAGUCUGGCAUGGUGGAAAUCACUGUUAAGUUCUUGAAAACGGUGAUCAUGAAAGGGACUCUUGUAGAUCAACCCACUUUUGAUAUGCUAAUAUCAAUGCUCAGUCAGAAAGGUGAUAUGUCGAAAGUCUUUGAUUUGUUAAGUAUCAUGAAGUACAUGAAAAUUUCGCCUGGCGAACAAACUUUCUCUUCUAUUUUCAAUGGGCUGAAAAGGACGUCACGUUUUCAAGAAUCCUACUUUCUUCUUCUUGAAAUGCUCCAAAACGGCUUUGUUCCUAGCAAUAAACUGUACAGCCGCUUGAUAACGAGUAUGUGUAAAUCGGGAAACAUACGAAGCACGUUUGAGGUAAAAGACGAUAUGGCGAAACUUGGUGUCGGCUUAGGCCACGUGGCCGAAAAUGCAAUUGUUAGAGGGCUUGUGCAGAAUGGGAAAUUAGAGGAGGGAAUAUUUCUGCUUAAAUCGAUGAUUAGAGAACAAAUUAUUCCAACGAUUCCAACUUUCACGACCGUUAUUCACGCGCUCUGCAGAGAAGGUAGAGUGCGUGAGGCCCUCGAUUUAAAGCAUUUGAUGGAUUUGAAAGGAGCUAAGCCUGAUGUUGCUGUUUACAAUGUGUUUUUAACUGCCAUGAGUCGAGACGGUGAUUUUGCUCGUGCGUUUGAAAUGUACGAGGAGAUGAAACAGAGGAGCUUGUGUCCUAAUACAACCACUUUUUCGAUUCUUGUUCGUGCGGUUUUGUUUGAAAACAAUCGUGUAAUGGGUGAAAGGAUUUUGAUGGAGUUGGAGGAGAGAGGAUUGGUUAGUCGGGAUAUUAGUCGAGCUUGGGAUAAUAGGUUGGCUGAUGCUUUAGAGUUUAUCGAUAACUUAAGGCACAAAAGAUGGCGAGAAAGAGACUGAUGAGUCGAGCUAGUUGGACUUGUUCGUAAUUCUUUAUCUUUCUUGGAUUUUUGGAUUGCGGGGCAUUUAACUUGGUCUUUUGAGCCAUUAACUUGCUCUUCCCUGAACUCUAUGUUCGUUACAGUGAACAGACCUUGAUUCUAUAGGAUCAUAUGUUGGGAGAGACUUGGAACAAUUUGGAUAAGUGGAUCCAAGAUGAAUCGAGAGAUCUACUUGAAACAAUUACUACCUCCAGGAGCCAUGAGGAAAAUAAAAUAAAAACUGUGAAGGUGUCCCUUCUCAGAGGAGAUGGAGCCGAGUCGGAGGAGGCAGCAGCAGACAACUAUCGAUUGUGAGUUUUCAGUCUUUAUAUUUAUGGAUUGUGGAGGCAAUAGCAGUGGCAAGCUGUUGGAGAGACGGAGAGGGAUUAAUAUCUACUAUUAGUUAAGUCUUUUUAGUGUGUGCUUGUUUAUAUUUUUUCUAUUUUCUUUUUGGUGUGUGUUAAAAUAGGUACUACUAAAAUAGGUAAUUGUUUUACAUUACAUAGAUAGUGGAUGCACACUAGCUAACUGUUAGUUUGUAUACUAAGAGUUCGAUUUUUGUUUACAAAUCAAAUGUAUUUUCAACGUUUAUGAAUGAGAAUCAUGUUUAGUCA
This is a messenger RNA of Striga asiatica, 4196 nucleotides long. The record is from the annotation of a GenBank genome assembly. NCBI's taxonomy places the organism in Eukaryota, Viridiplantae, Streptophyta, Magnoliopsida, Lamiales, Orobanchaceae.